AUGUCACAAAUGGAUAAUACUGACAAGACUCCAGUCAAGCUUCGGGUUAUUGCUAGCCCUCACGCAGACAGCAGUUCAACUAGCGCACCAGAUGAUAUCGCAGUAAGUGAGACUCGGUGUACUUGGUGCCAUCGUCCCCGCAGACUGUUUACGACAGAGAUUACGUCACACGCGAAUUCGGACCUUGGUGAAGCACCAGUUUGCUGUUCACAAAUUUGCUUUGAUCAACUCCGGAGGGCCCAGUUUAAAAAGCGUCGUUGCAACACAGGAUCUUCAGUUCCACUCCCAUCUCUAGUAACUUCUGGAAGGCCGCCUUACGUUCCGUAUUCCCACCUGGGGACAAACAAAAGUGAUAGUAAUGUGAUCGGAAAGAGCGUUUCACCGGUCCUUUCCCAAACUAUGAAGUCAAUACCACAAGGAACUCGUCGACGUCUGCCCCGUGUAGCUUCAGCCGAUCAUCAUGCCUCCGCAACUACCUCAUCCAAAACGCGGGAUAUUAUGCUAAACUCUAGCUGUUCAGUAGCACAGGAGCAAGGUGUUUUCACUCAAGCCAGUACUGUAACAUGUCCUAAACCGAAAACGUUCCUCAACCAAGCUGGAUAUUCGCAACCCAAUUCGGAAGCUACGGAACACGAAUGGCCGAAAGUUUCCACCGGAAGUCCAUCAUUUUCGGCACUCUCGGAUCUCCUCUAUUUGUGGCUCACAUGUGCAGAAUCUUCCCAGCCAUCCGCAGACCCUUAUCCCCCAACAUCCAACAGGCUCGGCGAAGUACCUUCAGCUUCGGUAAGUGAAACACAAGCCGAAUGCUCACCCGUGAUCGUUCCUGUCUUUUUGCCUGUUUUCAAGAACGCUCCGGAGAUACUUGAUAUUCUUCACCGAUAUGGAUUUCACUCACAGUUUGCGUGUCCUCUGAGAAAAUCGUAUGAAAAUGCGUCCACACAAACAUCAUCUGAUGAUGACCACUCCUCGUAUCAUUCCACACGAACGGCGCAUAUGGACUCUGAAGAUAGUGUUCUGGAUCUGCGAAUUCCAAAACCCUCGGUUGAAUUCACUUCGACAACAGCCUCGUCACAUCGCAACGCACCAGUACGUUUGGUCCGUUGUGGAACUUGGUAUCAAAUGUCCAGCGUGAAUGGAAAAGCUAAAAAAUUGGUGAAAUUUUCCCCGAUUUCAAGCAAGACCACAGUCCGGAGGAGACGUGGCCAAGUGCAUAAAUGGCACAACAGAAGUGUGUCGGGCCUUGUGAGAAAAGAACGGGAUGUGAUAGAUUGGUAA
Molecule: messenger RNA, 1275 nt
Organism: Opisthorchis viverrini
Lineage: Eukaryota; Metazoa; Platyhelminthes; Trematoda; Opisthorchiida; Opisthorchiidae
Exons: 1
Coding region: 1-1275 (424 amino acids)
Source: RefSeq, a predicted model, not a curated record